Messenger RNA from Cimex lectularius (bed bug), 2102 nucleotides. Its product is annotated as programmed cell death protein 2-like. Gene Ontology annotation, cellular component: cytoplasm. The record is from RefSeq and is a predicted model, not a curated record. The transcript has 8 exons. Bases 243 to 1448 code for a protein of 401 amino acids. Lineage: Eukaryota; Metazoa; Arthropoda; Insecta; Hemiptera; Cimicidae.
CGCCGGCAUCAGCGCAUCAUCGCAUCAUCGCCAGGCGCGUGCCUAUUCUCUAAUAUCUGCACUGGGGGUUCAUUCGAGAAUAGGUUACUGCAAGUUAUCACCCUCUGUUUUAUUUGUAUUUAGCUAGAACUCCAAUUUCCAGUUUGUUACUUACUUCAGUGUGGUAAAUUAGACUCGAGGUGGAAAAACUGAACACUGCCAGGUGAAUGUAAUAUGAACGGAGUUAACUAAAACAAGGCACCAUGUCUCGGAUUGGUAACAGAGUCCUGCUGGGCUAUGAAGAUGAACCGAUCACUGAUAAACACAAAGACAUUGUUGAUUUUACAACUAAUAAAAUCGGAGGAAAACCUGAUUGGCCUGGCGAUGCUCCGACAGCUGUGACUUGUAAACUAUGUGGCUUAAAUCUUCCUCUUGUAUUGCAAAUCUACGCACCAUUAGAUUUCACUAGCUUUCACCGAACUUUGUACAUUUUUGCAUGUAUUAAUCCAAACUGUUGGAACCAGAAUGGAAGCUGGGUUUGCUUGAGAAGCCAGACCAAAGCAAACGACGUUAAAUCUGAAUCUAAACUUCCUCAGCAUAAUGAUUAUUGUCAGAACGAUUGGAUGGGUGCUGGUGGUGAUAAUUGGGAUGACGAAGAAAACGGAAAUACGAUCGACAUCGGAGAUACAACUGGAGAAGCUGUUGGCAUCCCUCUUGACAUUACUAAUGAUAUGAGAAAAUUGACUGUAGAUGAAAGGAAUGCUAAUAGCUGUGGCUCUGUGGAAGGAGCGAUGGGAGUAUUGGACACAUCUGCGACUAUAGAAGGAGACGAAGGAGAGGUGGUUUGCAUCGACACGCCAACAGCCCCACAAAUUAAUUUAAUUGCAAUGUUAGAAGAAGCUGUCCCCAUGCCUCAAGUGCCGAAUUCAAGUCUCCAUUUUUCACCGUAUUUUAUUAGCGUCUGGGAGGAAGAAAUAACUUCACCUUCUAGCCCGACAGCUUCAGAGCAUAUUCGCUCAUUGAUUGGUGAUUAUCAGUCCAUUCAGAUCGAUGAACGAAGCAAUGGUGGAGGUGCUUCAGGCGGCAUGGAAGAAAAUUAUGAGAAGGCACUUCCUGCUCAUGGGGAUAAAACAUUCUUUCAAUUUAUUUCAAGGAUACAAGCGAACCCGGGGCAGCUACUGAGGUAUGGUGGUUAUCCUUUGCCGCUUUAUCCAAUGCAUGACCGACCCAAACAGUGCAGACACUGCGGAGGUGAACUUCUUUUUGAACUUCAGAUUCUGCCCACUCUCAUCCCAAAGCUACACUUGCUCGGAUCUGAGACCGGUGCUCAUUUAGAAUUCGGCUCAAUAUUUCUCUUCUCCUGUGGGGCGUCCUGCUGGGAUCAGAGGGAUUCUUAUCGAGAAGAAUCGCUUGUCGUCCAAAUGGAGAAAAUGAAAUCGAGAACAAUAGCGUUAGUGGGUGCUCAUUGAAAAGCAUAAAUCAUCAUGAUGUAUGUCAAUAAAUGACAUGUCAGCUUGCCAUGGCGUAUGCCAUGGUUUUUUUGUUUAAAAUGAUUUAAAAAUUAUAGUUUAAUAUUAACUUAGAUGUGAAUGAAAUGUCUUUUUCUUUUAAUUGUUUUAUAACUGUUUCACUGUGAACUAUUUGCUAUGACAAUUGCUAUAAAUAGUAAUAAAUUGCAACAGUAUUUAUAAAGUAAAUUUUUAUUCCUAUAAAAAAAUGCAUUUCAUUUGCACCCAAUUAGACUUAUCCAUAGGGUAAUGUUUCUGCUAAAUUUUGAAUGUGUUGAACUAAGCUUAAACUAAAAUGCCGAGUCCAUUUUAACAAGUUUAUUAUUGUAAAAUAUUAAAAUUAAAAUUAAAUGGCAACUAUUUUUAUAUAGAUGUAGAAAAAAAAAUUGUUAACUCUUUGAUUAAGAGUAUGUUUCAAGUCAAUUUUCUAUUAUAGCUACACAUGAAAUUAUAUUUAUUUCAAAUCAAUACAAAUAAUUAUUUAAAAAAAUACCAUUAGAAUAUUACAAGAAAAUACAUAGUUUAAACUGUUGGACCUGUGAUUUAACUAAUAAAAAGUAAUUAUAACAGUAGUAAGCAAAAUAUGUAUAAUAUAGCAUAAGUGAUGAACCUAAA